Messenger RNA from Hippocampus comes (tiger tail seahorse), 2010 nucleotides. RefSeq names its product tubulin folding cofactor B (gene tbcb). Gene Ontology annotation, cellular component: nucleus; microtubule plus-end; cell cortex. Bases 810 to 1550 code for a protein of 246 amino acids. The record is from RefSeq and is a predicted model, not a curated record. The transcript has 7 exons. NCBI's taxonomy places the organism in Eukaryota, Metazoa, Chordata, Actinopteri, Syngnathiformes, Syngnathidae. Gene Ontology annotation, molecular function: microtubule plus-end binding; alpha-tubulin binding. Gene Ontology annotation, biological process: tubulin complex assembly; post-chaperonin tubulin folding pathway; cytoplasmic microtubule organization.
CUCUGGUGUUAUUUUAUUCGCUAAAGACGCAUUUAUAAAAUAGCGCACGCCUGUUCCUGUUUUCUGUUUUCCCCUAAAUAUAUUCGCCGUCGGUUUCGCGUGUUAUUUUGCCAUGUUAUCCAGUGUUGAUUCCAAAAGUGAUUUUAUCUUAGUCUUUAUUGAAACUUGUUUUGCUUCAGGUUCCUCUAUGUAUGUUUAGUUAUACCACAAAAAUGCCACUUUAUGUCAUCUAUUUGAUUGUUUUGCUUCAAGUUCCUCUAUGUAUGUUUAGUUAUGCCACAAAAAAUGCCACUUUGUGUCAUCUAUUUGAUGUGAUAUUAACAUCUGUCUUUUGUGUGUUGUAAAGCUCGUUCACGAUAUACGCAUGUUAUUCUUGUAGAACUGUUUAAUCGGUCGAAACUAAGAAACUAUUUUUACGUUUGGUUUGUGUUUACUCGUACAGUAUUGUCGAGCGCCCUCUAUGACAUUUACGGUAAUUACAAUUCUCUACUCUGAUUGGUUAUCAAUAUGUCAACUACAUGGGAGUGGGCGGUUUCACGUUCCACUUCCGCCAGAUUUCAAACGCCAUUUGUCGAACUGUUCGUGCUUACAUAUGAUUGGUUAUUUAAAGUAUAGGGGCGGGAACAUAACGACGGAAACCGGAAUGUCAUUUCGAGCAAGUACCACCAAAUACCAACAGGAGCUGACACAUCGCUACGGAAAACAUAUCAACGUGACGCAUAGAUUCUUCAGUUUUGAUAUACUGUGCUACUAAACUUCGGUUUCACUCAAAAGAAACAUCUUUCAUCCUUGGCCAAGCAGUCAAAAAGAUGGAUGGUUCAAUAAGUGUUAUUACCAAUCCUUCUGUUAACGUGCGCCUUACGACCACCAUAUCCUCCUUUGAGGUGAAGCGAAGGUUUGAUAGAGGGCUCUCCAUUGCAGAACUGAAGGGAAAACUGGAGAUGGUUGUGGGUGCUCCUGCCUCCAGCAUGGAUCUGGAGUUGUUCAGCACAUCAGACAAGCUGUUGCAGAAGCUGGAUGACGACAAUGCUUUGCUGGGCUCUUAUCCUGUGGAUGAUGACUGCAGAAUACAUGUUAUCGAUCGAAGUGGGGGCCAGUUGGGAGAGUUUACUGACGUCACCAAAGUGGAGAAGUUUGUUCUGUCAGAUGAUGCUUAUGAAAAGAGAUCAGGCACAGCGAGAUCCUUCAUGAAGAAGCAGUGCCUAGGCCGUUACAAUGAGGAGGAGAUGGCCAAGAAGAAAGCUGAGAGCAUUGCGAGGGAGCAGGAGCAGCAAGCAGCCGCUGAAGCCAUUUCCGUGGGCAGCCGAUGCCAAGUCCAAGUCCCUGGGCAGCCCACAAAACUUGGCACGGUCAUGUAUGUUGGCACAACAGAUUUCAAGCCAGGCCAUUGGGUGGGCGUCAAGUAUGACGAGCCAUUGGGGAAGAACGACGGCAGUUGCGAAGGGAAGCGCUACUUUGAGUGCGAGCAGAACUAUGGGGCGUUCGUAAAGCCGCUGAAUGUGACUGUGGGAGACUUCCCAGAGGAGGAUUAUGGUUUAGAUGAGAUGUAGGACGGCGAGGUGACAGUUGAUAUGAUGCAAAAACAUUGUUGAUAAUCUGUUUACUUUGCUUUUUCAAGAAGGCAUGAACCACAAUCUGGUGUUUGACUUGACUUUUUUUUUUCAAGAUCGAAGUUACUCAUAUUCUUGCCAAUGCAGCAGAAAUAACAGGCUUAUACUGUAUGUUCCUGGUUAUGCAGGAUAUGGUUCCGCAUGGGAUUCUUUCUGUGUGCUUCUGAUGUACCUGUUAAAUCACAUAAUUUAAAAAAAAACAACCUUUCUUGUCCUUCGCUUCAUGCCAUUGUGUAUGAAAUAUGUACUCUCGGCAUACUGUUUGUGCAAUAGUGCGUAUGUAUGUGUAUUUGUGUGUAAAGCAAUUCAGCAUACAUCGAUUCUCCGUGUAGAUACAUUCUGUAUUUCUCUUAUUUUUAUAUUAAUAAAUUCCUGUCAUUGAAAAUGUUUGCACUUUCAA